UUUUAUUUUUAGCCAGUAAAAUAAUGAAACCUAGUUUUAUAGCUGAAAAUAAAAUUAAUGUAAUUAUAAAUGCAAUGGAUAAUGACUUAGCUUUUCUGCAUCCAACUGAGAUUGAUUGUGGCGUUGAAUAUCAAUUAGCAUUGCAAACAAAAAAUAUCAACAAUGAAAUGCGAAAGGAAGUCCAAUACCGGGUUUUUAAUUACAUUAAAAGUUUAUGCCAAGAGCUAUGUACAAGAUUGCCAACGAAUCUAGAAUUUUAUUAUAAGCUAAGCGCUAUAUCACCAAAAACUUGUUUAAGCAAAGAACGCCCUGCUUUUAUGCAGUUGCCAUUCGUUAAAGAAUUGAUCCCACGUAGUUUAUUAGGAAAGGUUGAAUCUCAAUAUGCUAAGCUUAUGACAAUAGAUUUACGUUCUAAACUGAGUGAAGAAGAGUUGACGGAUAGUAAUAAAUUUUGGGUGGCAACAUACAAUUUAACAAACGCCAGUGGUGCAUUUCCAUUAAGAGAGUUAUCUCAUCACAUGCUUACUCUAUUGAGUUUACCCUCAAGCAACGCUGUUGUGGAAAGGGCAUUUUCGAUCAUGAAUUUAAUUAAAACUAAAACCAAAAAUAGAUUAGAGUUAAUUUCUCUAGAUUCUUUGCUACGUAUAAGAUUAAAUUUUUAUUCAAACG
Trichogramma pretiosum is the source of this 669-nucleotide messenger RNA. RefSeq lists its product as uncharacterized. The annotation marks the transcript as partial. The transcript has a single exon. Lineage: Eukaryota; Metazoa; Arthropoda; Insecta; Hymenoptera; Trichogrammatidae. Gene Ontology annotation, molecular function: protein dimerization activity. The record is from RefSeq and is a predicted model, not a curated record.